CCGUGCCUCACCGGGUUGCGCUGCGGAUGGGGAUGGGGGGGCUGUUGAGGAUGGUGGGUCGCUUUAUUACGUCGCUCGGCUCCUCUUGUUAGCAUGUUGUCACCUGCUCGCAGUUAAUAUGGGUCGUUUACAGGAAGAUGAGAAAUAACGGUUAACGUCCCGGCUUCUUCUGCCCUUCUAUGUUAUAUACGAGCCGUUUAUAGCAACUGAUUUCGCUGUCAUUCUAGUAGACUGGGUAUUUUUAUGAGCUUUCGUUGGUAAACAUUGGGCCUGACGUCCCCUGAAGACAGCGACUACCUAUGGCAGACCAAGAUGUUUGUCCUCACCUAGACUCAAUAGGCGAGGUGACCAAGGAGGAACUUCUCCAGAAAUCUAAGGGUACUUGUCAGUCAUGUGGAGCUGGGGGUCCAAACUUGUGGGCCUGUCUACAGAGUGAUUGUCCAUAUGUUGGCUGUGGAGAGUCUUUCUCUGAUCACAGCACCCUGCAUGCACAGGCUAAGAAGCACAACCUGACAGUAAACCUAACAACCUUCAGAAUCUGGUGUUAUGUGUGUGAGCGGGAGGUAUUUCUGGAUCACAGGCCAGCCCUGGUGCCUGUGCCGGUCGCAGUUCACCACUGCAAAGCCGCAGAGCAGGAUGCAGCUCCUCAGUCAGCAGGUCAUCCACUAAAAGCAGUACCAAUUGCUGUGGCAGAAGAAGAAGGUUCCGAAUCAGAAGAGGAUGAGCUUAAACCUAGAGGCUUGACAGGAAUGAAAAAUAUUGGAAACUCCUGUUACAUGAAUGCUGCUCUUCAAGCCCUGUCCAACUGCCCUCCUCUCACUCAGUUCUUCUUGGACUGCAGUGGUUUAGUCCGGACUGAUAAGAAGCCUGCGCUGUGUAAGAGCUACCAGAAACUCAUCUCAGAACUCUGGCAUAAGAAACGGCCCAGCUAUGUGGUGCCUACCAGCCUGUCCCAUGGGAUCAAACUGGUAAACCCCAUGUUUCGAGGUUAUGCUCAGCAGGACACCCAAGAGUUCCUGCGCUGUCUGAUGGACCAGCUACAUGAGGAGCUGAAGGAGCCUCUGACAGAGUGCAGCAUGAGUGCUGAGGGAAGUGACAAUGAGGAAAGAAGGGAUGGAGACCGCUCCCCAUCUGAGGAUGAAUUCCUGUCCUGUGACUCUGGCUCCAGCAGUGAUCGGGGAGAGGGGGGAGGUGUGGGAGACAGUGAGCUGCUCUUGCAGGAUGAGUGCGAUGGGGUGAGGUCACCAAUUGUGGGUACGAUGGCCGUUAAUUCUGCAGCCAUCAUCUCAGAAAAGGAGAGAUUGAAGGAAAAGAGGGUGCCUGGCUCACCUCUUCGUGGAGGCUCACAAGAAAUGGAUGAGGAUGCAGAUGUGGACACAGCAGCUGAGGAAGGGGCUCCUGAGAGGGGGGAGGAAGAGGAGUUAGCACAAAGCCCAAACACUGAGGUGCAAAGUCUAGACAACAGCCAAACAUCUAAUGCAGACCAAGGGGAGGUCCAGAGCAACAACACCCCAGAGCCCGACAAUGAAGCAUCAAUGGUUCAACCUCAAUCCACCCCCUGCAGCCCUGUACGAACUCUUCAGGAGCUGCAUCCCAAACUGUCCUCCAGCCCACCCCGCUCCAGCCCGCUUCGCUCUGUAGGACCCGCAUACUCCUUCAAAAAAGCUCAGCUACUAUUCAGUUCCAGGAAGAAGAAGCAGUCCCACUAUCGCAGUGUAAUCUCUGAUAUCUUCGACGGCUCCAUCCUAAGUCUGGUUCAGUGUCUAACUUGUGACAGGGUUUCCACCACAGUAGAAACAUUCCAGGACUUAUCCCUCCCCAUUCCCGGAAAAGAAGACUUGGCAAAGCUCCACUCCUCCAUCCACCAGAACCUGCCAGUUAAGACCGGAGUGUGUCCUGACUCGUAUGGCUCGCAAGGUUGGAUCUCUUACAUCAUGGACUCCAUACGUCGGUUUGUAGUCUCGUGUAUCCCUAGUUGGUUUUGGGGACCCAUGGUAACAUUAGAGGACUGCCUUGCUGCCUUUUUUGCCGCUGAUGAACUCAAAGGAGACAACAUGUAUAGCUGCGAGAGAUGUAAAAAGUUGAGAAAUGGUGUCAAAUACUGCAAAGUGCUUAAACUCCCAGAGAUUUUGUGCAUUCACCUCAAACGUUUCCGGCACGAGGUCAUGUACUCGUUCAAGAUUAGCAGCCAUGUGUCCUUCCCGUUGGAAGGCCUUGACAUGAGACCUUUCCUGGCUAAAGAGAGUCCAUCUCAAGUCACUACUUACGAUCUGCUGUCAGUCAUUUGCCAUCAUGGCACGGCAGGAAGUGGACACUACAUAGCUUAUUGUCAGAAUGUGAUUAACGGCCAAUGGUAUGAGUUUGAUGACCAGUAUGUUACAGAAGUCCAUGAGACAGUGGUGCAAAAUGCAGAGGCAUACGUGUUGUUCUAUAGGAAAAGUAGUGAAGAGUCAGUGAGAGAGAGGCAGAAGGUCGUGGCUCUUGCCAGUAUGAAGGAGCCCAGCCUGCUGCAGUUUUACAUCUCCAGAGAAUGGCUGAACAAGUUCAACACCUUUGCCGAACCAGGCCCCAUCAGCAAUCACACCUUUCUUUGUCAGCACGGAGGGAUCCCUCCCAAUAAGUACCACUACAUAGAUGACCUGGUUGUGAUUGUUCCUCAGAACGUCUGGGAAUACCUUUACAACAGUUUUGGGGGCGGGCCAGCCGUCAACCACCUGUACAUGUGUGCCAUUUGUCAAGUGGAGAUUGAAGCUCUGGCUAAACGCAGGAAAACAGAAAUAGACACUUUCAUCAAGUUGAACAAAGAGUUUCAGGCUGAGGAGGCGCCAACAGUGAUCCUGUGCAUCAGCAUGCAAUGGUUCAGAGAGUGGGAGAGCUUUGUGAAGGGCAAAGACAAUGAGCCACCCGGUCCCAUUGACAACAGUAAAAUUGGUGUUAUGAAAGGAGGACACAUACAGCUGAAGCAAGGUGCAGACUAUGGACAAAUCUCAGAGGAGACAUGGCAGUAUUUGUUGGGCAUAUACGGUGGAGGCCCUGAGAUUGCAGUGAGACAGACAGUCGCCCCUGUGGACCCUGACAGCCUUCAUGGAGAGAGGAAAAUUGAAGCAGAGACAAGAGCACUUUGAGAUAAAUAGGUCUUCAGAUUUCUCUUUCCACUCUGCCCCUCGCAGAACGCUGAGGAAUUUGCACCUUGGUGAAAAAGGCGCAUCGUGAGCACUUUGUAAAUGUAGCAGAGCAUUAUUAUGAUGCCAAGCCACAAAAGGAGGAAACAGCACUGAAUUAUCACAUAGUAUACACAUUGGCUAGCUCUGAUCUUCAGUGUUAAGGUGUUUUAAAACAGAAAAAAACUAAACAAAAAAAGGCGUGUAAUAUCUCUGGAGCUGUUUUUUGGUAGCUGUGGUGUCUCAGUGGCUGCUGUAGUGACUAGAUGUCAUGUACUGCUUACUUGGCUGUAGCAGGCGAACAGCUGCCGGUGUCACAGUCCAGAACGCUGCAGAGAACAUAACUAUAGACUGAUGUUUAGUGCAAGGACUUUUCUUUUACAUAGGAAAUAACUACUAAGAUACAUUAGCAAACUUUCUGUUUUAUGCCUGUUUACUAGUUACAUAGCAAAAAGGUCAGAAAAGAAGUGAGACAUUUCAAAUAAAUCAAACUUUUGCACCUCCAAUCUCAAUUGAACUGAGCCUUCAGGAAUGGAAGUUUUUUUUUCUUUUUUUUUUGUUCAGUAGAACCAUAAAGGGUAUGUUUGUAUCUACAAAACAUGCACGCAUAGGUUAUAAAAGACCACUUCUUGGCACACAGUGCAUGCAGCUGCAAGUAGGGCAUUUCACUGAUGGUAUUAGAUGCUGAGGUUUUCUUUUUUUCUUUUCUUUUGUUAAAACAGAUAAUUUUAGUCCUGUUUAGUUUAUGCAAGCCUUAUCAUGAAAUAGGCAUAAAGGCAUAUGUAGAUUUGAAUGUCAACAUUUCAUGUUUCACAGAGAAAGGAGCAGGAGAGAUGUACACAUAUAAGGGGCAACAAAAUAUAACUAACUUUCUAUUUCAAGUUUAAAGAGCAACUUUGCAAUUAGUCUGGAGCAUUAAUGUAAAUGUCCAUACAUCAGUUGUUGAUUGAGAUACCUGUGGUUUAAAAUAAUGCAGUUUUUUGUUUUUUUUAAGAUACUUUUAUUACAUACAUCUUUAAAAUCAUGGAUUAUAUAAGCAAAAGCUUGUGUCACGGUAAUCUGUUUAAGAUCUGCAGAUGUAUCUAUACACUAGAACAUCCAUGCAUCCUGAUUUUUACUUGUCCUGCAGAUGAGGCCAGUCAAGGACAAAAUAAGGACAAAGUCAAGAAAUUCUGUCAAAAGUCUACUUUUGUGAAUUGAUUUAAACAGCCAUCACCUCAACGUAGAGCCUCUCUUACAGUGUGUAGUCUUUUUUGCCUAUUAAUGAGAACAAUAAGAGUUGUAGUUUAACUUUCACACAGUUUUUAGCCUUUUAUACUGUUUCACAUGGGACAUUUUCUUGUGUGUCCCUGUUAUAGCAGUGCAAUGGGUCAACAUUUCCUGAUGAAAAAAGUCUUAAAAUGACUUUUACAUCCUGAGCCAGGGCUUCCUCAAACUAGGUCAUGUAUUUUGCAAUCACAUUCACCAGGGGAAACAGUACUCUGCAAUUUCCCCUUCUGUUGCUGUCUUUAAACAAAAAGAUUUUAAAUGUAGUCCUUACAUACAACUCUUAAUAAUCAGUGACAUAAUUUUGUUUGAAUGUCUGCAAUUUAAACAGUCACUCACCUUAACGUUAACAUAUAGUGUAAUUCCUGAACCUGUCGGCUGAAUUUAAUAUUAAAAUUAAUCAGGAAAAUUGACUGUAAUUAAUAUUCAGCCAAAAACUGGUAAAACCACUCAGACGAUGUAAAUAGAUACAAGCUCAGGUCUGAAAGAAUGGUUUGAUAUCUUGGAAAGUAAUCUUGCAGAGAGUUAAAAAAGACCUACAUUUGCAUGUCUUUACAUUAAAGCAUUUAGCUUGUUGACUUGAGGCGCAAUUAGCAUGCUUGCUUACCCACAAAAUCCUUGUACUUGUGCUCUAUUGUUCCAAACCUUCCAAAAAUGCAUUCUAAAUAGUAAAUCUUUAAAUAUUUUAAAAAUUGAUCAUUUAUACAGAAAUUUAAAUUAAAUGCCUAUACUUUGUGGGUAGCUGUUUUCUUGAUGCUAACUCAAGCUAACUACUGGCUUAAGACAACCGUAAAUCCAUAUUUUUAAGCCUUCUACUAAUUUAUUCAAUUUAAUAUUAGCGACCUUUAAGUUGACUUUAGGUCAUUUUCCCCAAAGAAUUUAGCAGUCUCUCUCUGAAAUAGUAAAAUUAAAAAUAAGAUAGUAAGCAGUCCAUAAAAGGUUUUUGACACUUGACACUUAAGAGUGGUUCAUUUCUGUAAACAGAAUAUCAAAAUGGGGAGUACAAUAGGCUACUCUAAACAUGAAGAACAAUGGACAAUUAAAUCCUCUUUUCUUUAUCCUUUUCAGAAGCACAGACUAAAUACUUGACAAGAAACAACUCAAACUUCUUUUAAAAAAAUGGGGUUGCCACCAACAUCUGUGCAGGGCCAAAACAGUAAAAAAAAAAACAAUGUUCUGGCAGCCAUUAUAAAUUACAAUUAUAUUCACUAAUGACAUCAAAAUAUUUAUGCCUAGUGACAUAAUAUGUAUUUUGGUCUUUGGCCCAUAUUAAUCAGUGUCUCCCUGUGUUGUUUCUUUAUCUCUUUAUAUGUUUUCAUAAAGAAAGGUAACUGGCAAGUCUACUUUUUUUAUAAUGUAAGUUUCUCUUUUCACACAUUUCUGGUCUUUAUCUACAAGAGAUAGCAUCCUAUGUUUAAAUACUUUGGGGGAGUACGUGCAAUGAAGUAAGAGAAAAUCUUUGUGCAAUCUUAGUUUUUUAAGAAAUAUUGUACUGCUAUGAAAUAGUAAGAGUCUGAACAGCUGACAGGAGAGUUUUUGGUGGUGCAGUCUAUCAUAGUGCAGUGUUAAGAAGCCUUGAGUGAUAAUUACUGGUACUUAGAUAUUCCCACCUGUGAAGAUGUUUGCUUGUGUUAUGGCACAUAUCUAUGCGUGUGAGAUUUCAUUUAACUUGAAAUACAAGUGCUACUGUGGUUGAAGAGUCUCACAAAAGCCGUGGCACACAGCAGGUUUUAAAUGACUCAUGUUUUCCUUAUAUUUUCCAAUGUGUGGCUUUUGUGGUCAUGACAAAAUGAUGCUCUGAACUGUGAGUCACCACAGUUCACUGGGAUGUCUUAAUGUCUGUAUAACUGAUGUAAUGCUCAUUACCAGUUUUAAUAAUUAAAAUUUCCUGGUAUUUGA
Melanotaenia boesemani (Boeseman's rainbowfish) is the source of this 6326-nucleotide messenger RNA. RefSeq names its product ubiquitin specific peptidase 20 (gene usp20). The transcript has 24 exons. The record is from RefSeq and is a predicted model, not a curated record. Gene Ontology annotation, molecular function: cysteine-type deubiquitinase activity; zinc ion binding. Gene Ontology annotation, biological process: protein deubiquitination. Lineage: Eukaryota; Metazoa; Chordata; Actinopteri; Atheriniformes; Melanotaeniidae. The coding region runs from base 300 to 3125 and encodes 941 amino acids.